Molecule: messenger RNA, 1578 nt
Organism: Brenthis ino (lesser marbled fritillary)
Lineage: Eukaryota; Metazoa; Arthropoda; Insecta; Lepidoptera; Nymphalidae
Source: the annotation of a GenBank genome assembly
AUGUUGAACAAAACGAGUGCUACUCUGAUGCUUCAGACUAUAAUGGUGUUGAUGGAUAAGCAAAACACCUCCGUCACGAAUUUUCCCAGUACAUUUUAUGAGGAUGCAGAAUUGGAGCGAUGCUACAGUCCAUACGGUUGUUUCUCAAAGGCGUAUCCGUGGACGGAACAUCGACCUGACAACUACUUCCCCUUUUCUCCAGACGUAUUGGGAGUGAGAUACGCUGUGUUUACACGAAGAAAUAGGAAGAUACCUGUUCUCUUACAGGCAAAAGACACAACAAAGAUUCAGAAUGCUAAUCUCGAUCCCAAAGGACCUUUCUACUUUAUAUCACAUGGGUUUUUGGAAGGCGGACAUAAAUUAUGGAUUCAACAUAUGGCGGACGCCCUUUUAAACCAAGCAGGGAACGAUGCUGCAACAGUUGUUGUUGUAGAUUGGCGAAGAGGGUCUCAACCGCCUUAUGGACAAGCGGUGGCAAACAUAAGGCUGGUUGGCGUCAUGACAGCGUAUUUGAUACAUAGUUUUUAUGACAUACUACAAUUGUCGGAUUUGAGCAAUUUCCAUUUCAUUGGUCAUUCUUUGGGAGCACAUUUAGGCGGUUACUGUGGACAUGCUUUACAAAAGAAAUUUAACCUCAAAUUGGGCCGAAUCACCGGGUUAGACCCCGCGGCGCCAUAUUUCAGUAAUACAGUGACUCUGGUGCGUUUGGACAGAUCUGACGCGGAUUACGUCGAUAUUAUCCAUACUAAUGCAAUGCCAUUGUACUUCUCAGGUUUCGGUAUAUCAGAACCGAUAGGCCACGUGGAUUUCUAUCCAAACGGCGGUUCAAUACAACCUGGUUGCAAGAACGACGCGCCCACUUACCAAGGGAUGGACAAUGAUAUGUACUUGCAAGUGGUGAAGUAUGUGAGCUGCAACCAUGAGAGGAGCUAUGAGUUGUUCACAGAAAGUGUGGCUCCGAGUUGCCCCUUCAUGGCUAUACAGUGUAGAUCUCAUGAGGCGUUCCUAGAAGGCAACUGUACAACAUGCGACAACAAGCACCUGUGCGUGCCGCUGGGCCUGCACUCGUACGAGACGUACCGGCGGCUGCGCGCGCGCGGCGUCGUCGAGUCGAACGCCAACGUCGCCUUGUACGCUCUCACUGGAAGAUCUAAACCGUUUUGUCGAGUUCACUACGAGGUUACUUUAAAAGUAUCUAAUUCAUCUGAGAGUAGGGUGCACGGUCCGGACGUGGGCCGCGUGUCUAUCACUCUCGUGGACAGGAACAAUAAUAAAAGCGAUCACAAGUUUAUGAAUGAUGAACAAAAAUAUUACAGACCAGGAGAUCUCGAAACUAAGUUGAUUGCGUUUAAAGAUACGGGCUAUCCACCAUUAUCAGUUAUCGUCGAAUGGAAAUACGAAGCGAAUUUGCUAAACCCCAUGACAUGGAGGCUACUCAAAUCGUCUAGUAUUUACAUAGAAUAUAUCAAAAUAUCAUCUAUUGAAUAUAAUACUGAUAUCACAGUGUGCCCGAAGUCUAUGAAACCAGUUGUUACAAACUUGCCAACAAUCAUGAAGACAAAGUAUUGCAGCUUUACA